UUAUUAAUAAUAUUCUAAUGGUUGAAGAAAAGUAAUAAGGGAAUAGUAGGGAUAGAAAUGUGAAGUAAUGGAGGCCAUUGUGACUAGACGAUAAAGAGUGUUUUCUGCAACUUCGUAGCUAUAUUGCUUAUUUUUACUGAUCUUGUCGCAAAUAUAUGUAUAUAUGUAUAUAUAUUUAUCGUAUUUAUAGCACAUUCAAACGACAAUGCAAAGAUUUGCUGUUAUUUGUAAAAUUUUUACUUAUUGGGAAAAAUGUGAAAACUGAAAGGAAAUCGUUCCAUGACCGAGCCAAGCUUCGAAAACUUCACACCGGCUGACGUGGUACCUGAAGAGUGGAGUGGACGUUUGACGAAUCGGCCACACUGUAGCCAGUUCCGCGUAAAUGGAUUUCAAGUGGUAAAGUUUCGUUGUACGAAGUUAUUCAACGGGUUUUCCAACAUUUAUUCUUGCAAGUUCACUUGAUUUUCGAGAAAAUGGUGUUGUUAACAAUGAUUGCAAGAAUAGCAGAUGGUUUGCCAUUAGCGGCGACCAUGCAAGAAGACGAACAGAGUGGUAGAAGCAUCUUAGAUUAUCAGAAUCAGGCGAAGAUGUUAUUUAGAAAAUUAGGGCCUCAGUCUCCAGCUAGGUGUACUAUAGAAACAGGUCCAUAUCUAUUCCAUUAUCUGAUCGAAAAUGAAGUAUGUUAUUUGGUGUUAUGUGAGAAGAACUACAGUAAACGUGUAGCAUACAGUUACCUUGAAGAUAUUGCACAAGAAUUUCAUUCUUUAUAUGGUAGACGUGUCAACACAGUUACCAGGCCUUAUAGUUUUAUUGAAUUUAAUACUUAUAUUCAGAAAGCGAAAAAAGUCUUCUUGGAUGGUAGGUCAAGAAGAAACAUGAAUGCACUAAAUACACAGUUACAGGAUGUGCAAAGAAUUAUGGUCCAAAAUAUAGAUGAUGUUUUACAAAGGGGUACUGUUCUUUCAGAACUAGAUACAAAAACACAAAAUUUGUCAAUGUUAUCGCAAAAAUACAAAAAAGACGCGACUCAUUUAAACAGUAAAUCAAUGUAUGUGAAGGCUGUAGCUGGAUUGGUUGCAUUCAUAGUCUUCCUGUUAUAUUUCUUCGUACUUUAGUUCGAAUUAAUUGACCAGUUUGACAUCACUGUGCAAAGACCAUGGAAGUUUCUAAUUAUCCUUGUUUUCUUUCAAGAUUAGCGGUUCCAUUAUAUUUUCCAAUAAGUGUAUGUUAAAUUUAAUUUUUGACAUCAAACGAAAUUGAAACAAUGUACAUAAGUUCUAUUUAGAAAGAAAUUCAUUGCGAUGAAUACGAUAGUAUUGAUGCCGAUUUCAAGACAUUCUAUCAUAUAUAUAUAUAUACUAUAUAUUGCCAUGCAAUAAAUAUAUAGUAGGUAACUGUUUACACGAGUAGUGUCAUGUACAACCAUCAUUUUUUCAAUUAAUAUGAAAACAAUACUAAUAAUUUUGUAAAAAUAAAAGACAAUAUGUACAGCCGUAUUUAUAUUAAAUGAAACUUCGCUAUCAUUUUCAAACAGUGAAAAAAAGCCUCACUUACACCUGUUUGAGGUUGUAUUAGUUAUAUUAUAUAUAUUUUUAUAUGGGGUGGCAUAAGUUAUAAACUUAUAAACGAUUUUUUUGUAAGUAAAGAGAAUAUAUUAAAUUAUAUUUAGUCUUAUGGCUUUAGUAUUGUCUACUUUUUCGGAGAGGGCACCAUUAAGAACGUAUUACAAAUAUUUUAUGUCAUCCAAUUGUAUCGGUCUAUUGAGGUAUCAUAUUUACAGUAAAAAAAUUGAAUUUAUACUAAAUGUACAAUAUGUUUUCUUGUUUAAACCAAGAAAAAUAAAAAUCUUACCAUCUA
Megalopta genalis is the source of this 1857-nucleotide messenger RNA. It is a transcript of the gene Sec22, whose product is annotated as vesicle-trafficking protein SEC22. The record is from RefSeq and is a predicted model, not a curated record. NCBI's taxonomy places the organism in Eukaryota, Metazoa, Arthropoda, Insecta, Hymenoptera, Halictidae. Gene Ontology annotation, biological process: endoplasmic reticulum to Golgi vesicle-mediated transport; retrograde vesicle-mediated transport, Golgi to endoplasmic reticulum. Gene Ontology annotation, molecular function: SNAP receptor activity.